GGUUAGUAGUCAUGCUCGUUCGACGGUGCCACAUCUUUCACCUGCUCCAUCUCCUCAACAACCCGCCCAACACUCACGUUACGGUCGUAGAAGUGUUUCUACUGCACUACAAGCACUGGGACAGCAAGACAAAGAUCAUUUAGCUACCAGGCUGAAGAAUCAAAAAAACCGGUACUGAUACAUAUGGACCAGUUUGUAUAAACGGCGAUGGUUGUCGGCUUCCAAUCGUUGAACGACGAUGUUCUCGCCCUGGUCAUCGCGCUCAUCUCGCGCAGAGAUAUGAAAAACCUCGCCCUGACUUCUCGCACCGUUAGCCCCGUCGCCCGGCGGCGCCUUCUCUCCUCCCUACGCCUCAAAGCGCCAGUCAACAAUCUCGAAUUCCACAACUAUGUGCUCGAAGAGGACGACAGGCAGCGUAUACAGUACUUGCACAAGCUCACCAUCCUAUGCUCACUAUCCCCUUGGUAUCACGAGCCUGAGUCCGCCGACGUCUACUCCCCGCUUGCUACCGUCCUCGUGAGGGCACGAAACCUAUGGGCGCUUGUCGUGUCCGAACUAGAGGGGCAGCUUGCGACGGAAGGCGGGGGCGUAUUGGGCGAUGCAAUCGCGUCGGUGCGUGGCUUGCGCGAGCUCGAGCUGGACUGCGUCGCCACGCGGGGUAUGGCACUCUGUGAGAGGUUGACCUGCAAACCGAGUGUAGUCCGUCUCCAGGCGCUGUCGCUGCACUCAAUACCAAAUCCUCGUGCUGAAGUACAGCCUGCAACUCUUGCUGGGCUCGAAAUCCUGCGGAACGCGUCGGCGAUCACGUUACACAACUUCCAGCUUAUAUGCGACGAGGAGGAGGAGGUACCGCUUCCACAACCACACGCCUAUCGAUGGAACCGCGCUCGUAGUUUAAGUCUAAAGAACAUGGACCCGGUUGCACUUGCCCCAUUGUGCCCAAACCUCGGGUACCUCCAAGUGGCAUUCUGGCAGGCAGACGACGAUGGCAGUGGGACAACCUACGGCGACGAUUACCAUUACACCCGCACUGCAGAGUUCACAGAUGAUGUCCAUGUUGCUUGCCACCUGCGCGUCUUGGACAUCUACAACAAAGUGAACUGGAACUGCGAAAAAUCGCAAAUUUACGACACCAUUACCCUCACGGUGCGCAUGACCCUCCCCGUCGUGCUGUCUAUGCAAUUUCACUAUGGUGACACGACACUGUGGACGGAGCUCGCAACACUGUCCAAGCACGCAGACGCCCGGCUACGUUACCUCGAUGUCCUCAUGCAUGACGACGUGUCCGGGGACUCGGAUGCGCAAGUGUGGUUGGACCAAUGUCUCCCUCUAUUCUCCGACAGCGAUCUCCUCUGCAUCCGCCUCAGGCUCGUUGACCAGAUUGACAGAGUCAUCGACGCGGAGGAGUUCGAAUCAAUGGUCGAUGAUGAGGAUGAGCUUGUGAGCGACCAUUGGGAAGACAUACAGAACGAGGCGCCCCAGGUGAUUGCGAAAGCGAUCCCGUCCCUCCGCUAUGUUGCCGUGUCGAGCGGGUACAUGGUCGAGAACGACGCAGCACCUGGAGGGUCGAGCUUCCGUGGACAGGCACAGUGGUGGCGCGUCGUGGGUGACGAAGAAGGCUCAGGGGUUGCAGGAAGUGAUCAAGGAUCGCGGUCGGUGGAGGUCGAUGAAGAAGACUCAGAGGAUGCGGAAAGUGGUGAGGGAGAGGGGCUGAUCGAGAUCGAUGAAGAGGAGGGAGAACGGAUUGAUGAGUACCUGCGCAGCGAGGCCUUCGCGAAGACCUUGAAGCUGUAGGUAUAUUGGCGGAUUCGCGCACACCCAUUCGGCCCCGCUCAAGGAUCAGCACGCGGGGUCUCGCGAAAACCUGACGUUGCUGUCACGAAAGUGAUGAGUCCGCAACAACAUCGCACGAGCACGCACUGAGCGCUCAACCUCGGACGAGCGAGCAACCGUGGUCGUUAGUUCACUAACAAAGAACGAUUGUGCUGCACAACUUCGUCGGUUUGGAACAGUGUGAGACAGGGUUUGCAUACACUAUCAGCAUGCGUAACCCCCAAGUGUCACCGCGUCGUAUUCCAGUUAAAAGAAAAUAAUGACUAUCGUCCUACACUGUAACCCUCGCCUACCUGUACAAAAGCCGGAACAAACGACACCAACGUAAUCGUUGGCCAUAGAAACAC
Rhodofomes roseus is the source of this 2180-nucleotide messenger RNA. RefSeq lists its product as uncharacterized. The transcript is spliced from 5 exons. The record is from RefSeq and is a predicted model, not a curated record. The coding region runs from base 208 to 1794 and encodes 528 amino acids. NCBI's taxonomy places the organism in Eukaryota, Fungi, Basidiomycota, Agaricomycetes, Polyporales, Fomitopsidaceae.